Phaeoacremonium minimum UCRPA7 is the source of this 1335-nucleotide messenger RNA. Its product is annotated as putative ubx domain-containing protein 8 protein. The record is from RefSeq and is a predicted model, not a curated record. The transcript has a single exon. Gene Ontology annotation, cellular component: endoplasmic reticulum. NCBI's taxonomy places the organism in Eukaryota, Fungi, Ascomycota, Sordariomycetes, Togniniales, Togniniaceae. The coding region runs from base 1 to 1335 and encodes 444 amino acids. Gene Ontology annotation, molecular function: ubiquitin binding.
AUGGCUGCCAGACAUGAUACCUUACAAGAUAGCUUCCUGGGUGCUGCCCCAGUGAGGUCCCCUCAGAGACAGCGAACAGAACCUGCUCCGCGCAUCGUACCACAGCCUUCUGCCACCUAUCGGCCCCCUUUUCUUCUGGCCAUCAUAUUUGCGCCUUUCAAUAUGGGCUACAACUUGGGAUACAGACUCGUCUCAACCGUCUUCCGGUCCAUAUACUUCAUCUUCUCCUUCCUCCCAAGACCCUUCCGGCCACGGGCUGUGACCAACUCAAUAACAAGAGGACUGCGCAACACGAACGGCCGAAAGAUGCUGUUGCCGAGAGACUCUGCUGCUCGGUUCAAGCGCGAGUUCGAGGAGGAGUAUGGCAGCGAUAGCCUACCAUGGUUCGAGGGCGGCUUUGCGCAAGCUCAGGAUCUCGUCAAGAAGGACCUCAAGUUCCUUCUGCUCGUCCUGAUGUCUCCUGAGCACGAUGACACUGAGUCAUUUGUGAAGGACACACUUCUGUCGCCUGACGUCGUGAGCUACAUCAAUGACCCUGCCAACAACAUCGUAAUAUGGGGAGGGAAUAUUCUAGACUCCGAGGCCUACCAGGUGUCACUGGAGUACAAUUGUACCAAGUUCCCCUUCUCCGCCCUCGUUUGCCUCACGCCCAAAGAGGGAAGCACUCGAAUGGGGAUCAUCAAGCGACUGGCCGGGCCCAUGACAGCAUCGACCUACCUGGCCGGUAUUCAGACAGCAAUCAACAAGUACGCCCCUGAUCUAGAUGGCGUCCGUGCGGAGAGGACAGCGAACGAGGUGGCACGGAACCUGCGCUCUGAGCAAGACACCGCAUAUGAGCGGUCACUUGCGCGCGACCGCGAACGGGCGAGACAGAAGCGCGAAGCCGAGGCGGCCGCGGCGGCGGCAGAGAAGAAGGCGCUCGAGGAUGCUGAGGCGGCGGCUCUCUUGGAGCAGAAGCGAGAGCAGUGGCGGAAGUGGAGGGCAACGACGAUUGCCCCUGAGCCGACGACGAGCGUGAAGGAGGUUGUUCGCCUUGCUCUGAAGAUGCCCGACCAAGACCGAGUUGUUCGGAGGUUCGCGAGUGCGGCGACUGUCGAGGAUCUCUAUGCGUUUGUUGAGUGCUACGAAUAUCUAGAGGGUGUAGAAGGAAGCACGGAGGUCACACCGCCCGAGAAGUAUGAGCACGAGUACAAGUUCCGCAUCGCGUCGGUGAUGCCUCGAGAAGUUUACGAGCCGAGCAAGUCUGACACGCUGGGGGAGAAGAUUGGACGGUCUGGAAACCUCAUUGUCGAACGUCUAGUUCAAGAUGACGACGAUGUCGAGGACGAAGAAUAG